AUGCGUGGUUUCUCGGCAAGGAUGCGGCAUCCCUCGGAGGUGGCGAGCAUUUGCUGCCGGCAGUACGAGAGAGCGUCGGUGCCGGUGGUUUCUGCCAAGCAGGCGAUCAUGUCACCGCGAAAGGGGUCCGCGAGCGAAAUCGCGGCUGCGCCGGCGGCUAAAAUCGCGCGUUGCACCGGCGACAGGGGCACGCGGUGUCUCGCGUACUCCGCCGUGAACGAGGACGCCGGCCAACAGCCAGCAGCGUCGCUCGACAUUCUUCGAACCAGCCAGCCUGAAACUGACGAAUCAGAAUCGAUCUUUCCUCCUUUUUUUCUCUCUUACACAUCCGAUUAUGGUGGUGGUGAGCGCCGAGUUGUGAAGCGUGCAAAGUAUCAUGCUGUAGGACAGUAUGAAACCCAUGAUGCACGAGAGGCCGAACUGUGCGAGGAAGAACGCGUUGUUCCAAUGCGGAAACUCGACGAUCGAACGCGUAUCCUCGAGCCAGCAGGCGACGCUGAUCGCCGGGACGAUCAUGAACAACGAGUUGUAGUACAUCAGUCCCUCCUUCGAGUCCAACUUCUUCUUCAUGUAGACGCCGUUGGCGGCCGUGAAGAGAUCGUUCAACAGGAUGAACAGAUAGCCUUCCAAGUUGAAGGCGAGAUCGUUCAACGCCGCCACCACUGCCCCAACGAUCAUCGUGUAAACGCUCAACUGAACGGAAACGCGCGCUCGCACCCCGAGCACGUAGUACUCGGCGAUCAUCGUCAUCAGAAUGCUAAAACGCCUGAGGGCGGUGAACAUCGGCAGGCUCAGCUGUUUCGUCCCCCCCAGUCCGAAGAUCAUGUUACCGAUGCUGCGUCAAGUGUAAAGAGGUUACCCUAUACACAGAAACAUCGUUGUUUGUUAGAUACAAAAAAUGUCCAAAAUCAGAAAAUUUCACCAAACUUUGUUAGGUCUCCCGACCAUCGAAAGGCCACCCAAUAUGCAGAUAUAACGAACGAUGAAAAACAAAGAAACUUGUAUAUAAAGGAUGAACAAGAAUGGCAGUGUAUAAAACUAGAUUCGAGUAAACUUCGAAAACAUUGUUUCAUGUUGUCCAAGAUAAGAUUAACAUCUUUGGUAAUUGUAACAACCAUGGCUGGAUACGCAUUGGCUCCAGGACCUUUUGAUCCUUUUACAUUCGUGGCAUGCUCCGUGGGCACUGGAUUAUUGUCAGCCACGGCAAAUGCUAUCAAUCAAUUUUUCGAAGUUCCCUUUGACGCGCAAAUGUCGAGAACGAAGAACAGAGUGUUGGUGAGAGGUCAUUUAACACCUGGCCACGCAGCAAUAUUUGCAGCAGUAUCUGGCUUGAGUGGAUUAUCGUUACUGUACAGUCAAGUCAAUGGAUUAACAGCUUUUUUGGGAGCAACUAAUUUGGUCUUGUACACCCUCAUUUAUACCCCUAUGAAACGUAUCAGUAUUCUAAAUACUUGGGUGGUUGGAGCUAUACCGCCAUUAAUGGGUUGGGCAUCUUGCGUCGGCGACGUAGUGUCUCCAGGUGCUUGGAUAAUGUCUGGCUUACUCUAUGCAUGGCAGUUUCCUCAUUUCAACGCUUUGUCGUGGAAUUUAAGGCCGGAUUAUUCGCGUGCUGGUUACAGAAUGAUGGCAGUCACGAAUCCAAAGCUUUGCCGCAAAACGGCAUUGCGUUAUACCGCUGCGUUGAUGGGUCUUUGCUACUUGGCACCUGUUUUCGACGUAACAAAGUGGUGGUUUGCCUUGUCAACAACGCCACUUAAUGCAUAUUUUCUCUACCUCGCUUGGGAAUUUCACAAAUAUUCGGAUAGCAGAAGUUCGCGUAAACUGUUUCGUUUUUCACUGAUUUAUCUGCCUGCCCUCGUAAUUCUUAUGCUCAUAAGUAAGAAACAGUGGUACAGCAACAGUAACAAACAGAAGGAUACAAUAAUCGAUUUCGAAGAAAAAAGAAGCGAUAUUUACGCAGUGUUGAUGAAAACGAUCACAUAGACGUUUCUCAGUAACUAAUAAAAUGCACUGAAAUUUAAACCGACUAGAAUCGUUGCGAGUUGUAAGUUGCAUACACAGGGAUAAAGCAAUUUGUAGUAUAAUUUGUGAAUAGCGAGUUGUUGUAACAAAUGGUUAUGUACAAAAGCUACAAUACAAUAGUCGUAAAACAUCAUGUUGUAUACAUAUAUAUAUAUAUAUA
This is a messenger RNA of Heterotrigona itama, 2182 nucleotides long. The record is from the annotation of a GenBank genome assembly. NCBI's taxonomy places the organism in Eukaryota, Metazoa, Arthropoda, Insecta, Hymenoptera, Apidae.